AGUUAAAAAUAAAAAUCUGGCAAAGUCUCAUAAAACUACAUAAUAAUAUUGUGUUCGAUACGUUUGUCACUUUAUUUUUGACACCAUUUCUGAACGAAGCGUAGCAGUCACGCUUGCGCGCUACCUACCGGAUCAGCCGCAAAACGUUUCCAUUCAAAUAUUUCGGUUUGUAGUGUCAAAUCAAACGCUCAACGGGGAAAGCUUUAUUUAAUUUGAUUUAAAAACUAAUUUAAUUGAUUUCUACUGCUGUAAAACAAUAUACAAAAAGCGUUAAUUAUGUUAUUUGUGACCCUAAGUGUUUGAAUUUAAAGAAGGUUUACAAGUUUGUAUAAAACUUAUCAUGGAUCCCUUUACUCAGCGCAUGUUAGAGCGAGCACGAGCCAGACAGGAGAAAAUCGACCAGAAACUCGCAAGUUCCGGUCAAACACCAAGACGUAAGCCGUUAAGCGAGAACGUUUCUAUUCUGAAAAAGGACGUUACGCCUACGAAAUCUCCUAGCAAAGGUACCAGAGAUUCUAUCUCGUCGCCGAGGAAAUCUUCAAGAGAGUCAUUGAAAUCAGAAUCUCCUAUUAGAUCGCCUAGAAGCAGCAAGACAGAUGCAGUAGUGUCAAAGCCUCGCAAUGACUUUGUAGUGACGAAAAAAGAGUUUGUUACACCUAAACGCGGUAGUCUCAACAGACGAAACUCGGACGUGUCCGUGGAGAUUAACAUUAUGCACAGAAAUGAUAUACAGAUUGAAGUACAAGUGGAAGAAAGAGAUGCUCCUAUUGAUGUUGUUUACAAUAAAGAGAGUGGAGUGAUUGUGAAAGAAAUUGAAGAUGACACAUCUAAACGUCAUUUGGAGACGAACCUUGACGAAGUGGAACACAAGACUGAAAAGACUGGCUUGAAGAACAACCUGAGGAACAAAUCUAGAUUGGACAGACUCGGGAAUCUAUAUUCAGACACCCCAACCCUCUCAUCGCCUAUCCACCGCACCGAACAGGACUUCCACUCGGCCACGCCUCCCAAAGUCCAGGAAACUAAGACCAGACCUAGAGACGGGAAGAAGUUCGGCAGACUCGCUGCUUUGGCUGACCAGAUCAACAAUUGGGAGGAUGAUCUGACGCAUCAUAAUAUUCAUCCCGAACCCAGAAAAGAAAAGAAGAAUCCAAUAAAAUCCAAAUUAAAGGAAGAACAAGACGCAUCCACCCUUGACAUCUCCAUACACUCCAUCAACGACAUCAAUAAGGCACUGCACACUGUCAAAUCUGACAAGACGUCAAAAUCAUCAACAUCGAAACCGCAUACGUUCACAAAGCCGGGCACGCCGCUUGACAAAAAAAUCGUUGCGGAACUGGAACACGAGGGCUACCGUCGCGUCUCGGCCAGCCAAUCGCGGCUCGUAUACGAUUUCACCACGGAAACCGCCGAUCGCACCCGACAGGAGCCGAAGCGGACAUCGACAACCCCCAGUGCAGCUGCAACCCCCAACAUGGCUGCCGCCGUGGCCCACAAGCCGGCGAUAACAAAAAAACCUUCAAUUAAAAAAUAUAAAGCGCCCACGCCGCCUGUGGAGGAAAAUUGUGACAGUGAUAAAGACAAGGAAAAUAAUGUGGUGGUUGCUGAAGAAAAUCAUAAUAGUGAAACUAAUUGUGUACAAACAAAAGACGCUUCUCCUAUUAUCAAACGCUUCGCGCCAAAAACGAAUAAUGAUAGAAGUUCAGUUCUAUCCCGGGCAGCUAUGUUCGAAGCUGGGAGCCCGAAGGCCAAAGACCCAGCAGAGAUGUCCCUUAGGGAGCGUAAAGCCCUAUUUGAGAAGAAUAAAGGGGCUGCUAUCGUGCCUAAAGCACCGUUCGGCCAGGCACCCUCCGCUAAAACCCUCAUGGGGGAUAAAGACAAAAAACCAGCAGUACCAACCACACCGACAAAAACUAGGCGUAACUCCCAAGACGAAGACAGUAUUAGUGUGACCUCAGUCGGCGGGAUCAAAGGCAAACUGGCCGCGCUGUUCAAUAAGGAGCAGACGAUAAGCGAGUCGACCAUAGCCAACAAGUUCAAGCAGGAAAGGGAGAGGGAGAUGGAGUUGUUGCAGAAUAGAUUUCAUUAUAAGCCAAAACCUGAGCCAGAACAGCCCAACGACUCAGACGAGGAUCAAAACGACAAUGAACCCUCGGAAAAAGCCCCGCUCAUGGGCAGCACCACCAGCCUGACCCCUAAGAAGCCGGAGGUCAUCGCUAACAUACCUAAAGUGGCGUUUGAUGAGGCCAGGAAAGCGGAGGAGAGGCGGGAAAAGAUUGAUGAGAAGAUUGCUGGCGCGCAGCCUGUUAAAAGACGAAAUUCCCAAGACUCUCCGGUAGUCCUAUCCGUACUAGAAGACGUAAAAAGAAUAAAAGUGAACAACAAGAAGGAACCAAACGGCACGGUCACCAGCCAACCGGCCAGCAUAUACCCGCAUCUAUCCGACAUAGAGACCGACAACUCCAAUACCCAGGACGAAUACUCCGACUGCGGAGGCUCAAGCCAAGAGAACAUAAAUGACAAUUUGAAUAAAUCUGACAACUGGGCAGAUACAUCUUUCGGACGAGAAGUUAUGAAUGUGGUAAAGAAAAACAACUCAAGCUACAAAAAAGCAGUAAAAGAAUCAGACUCCGAGGAUUCCCAGAGCGAAUGCAACAGUGAGCUGGACGACUUGCUGGACGAGGCACUGGAAGACGAGAGCGAUGGACCCACUCCGCCUAAACUUAACAAGAACGGCAGCCUGUCCUCAACCAGUUUCGUCUACCAGGACAAGGAGAAGCAGUUCAAGUCGCCGCUGAAGACGCAGCCGGCCACGCCGCGCGUCGACAAAGGCUCGGAGCUUGUCCACAGUGUGAGCUUCUACAGAAGGAUGCAGCAUGCGUCGUCAACGCCAUCAACGCCAAUGCGCGUCAUCCGGCACACGUCUCCCGAGCGGGAAAUCCCGGCAACGCCCGACGAGCCUACCGUGAACGUCACAACCGUGCGACAGCGGAUUAAAGAGUUGCAGGCAGAGGUCGCUAAACAGCAGACGGUCAUAUCACAGGCCAGCCAAGCCCUAAACCUGUGCGCAUCUACCAUAGAGUUCAGUGGAUCUACAGAGCAAGCAGAAGGAGAACGUUUGCUCCUACUUGCAACCCACCGCCGCCAAGCGUGCCUGCACGAGAUCCAGCGCUUACAAGUGGAAGGUGCCGGCGCGGGCGCCGCGCCAGGCAUGGCCGCCAUACACAUCGACAGUCUCAGCGUGCCAUUGCGCAGGGAAUACGUGCGACAACUCAACGCAGAUGGUGCCGUUGGUCACCACGCCGUAUGCCUGCUAAAAUGCCGAGAUCGAGUGCUAGCCACCAGCAUGCAGCUCACACAGCCGACCAGUCAUAUAUUACACUUCCCCGAUGAAAUCCGUAUGGAAGGACUCGCCAGCGACUUUAAAGUGACCGUGGAAGUUUACUUACUGCAAGCUUCUAAAGAAAUACUACCACACGAGGUUAAAUACCAUAUCUCGAAUAAAAAGUGUAACAACAAGCUGCUGACGCCCAAGUCCAAGGUGUCGUCGCUGAAGACGCCGUGCGUGCAGAGCCCGGGCGGGCCGCUGUCGGUGCGCAGCCCGCAGCUGCAGCUGCACGGCUACUGCAUCUUCGCGCUGCAGCAGGCCAGCCGCAAGAGCUUCACCCUCAACAAGGUCCCCGGCGGCAGCCCCCUGGAGGGCUGCGUGAACGUGGGCAUCACGGCGCGCCUGCGCGUGGCCACGCCGGCGCCGCACGCCGCCUUCCUCACGGCCUUCGACGACGUGUCCGGCCUCGGCGCCUGGCACCGCCGCUGGUUCCGGCUGCAGCCGCCCCGCCUCGCCUACUGGAAGUACCCUGAUGAUGUGCAGAAAAAGAUGCCGAUCGGCGACAUCGACCUUACCUCUGUGACGUCGGAGCGGGUCGUGCGCGCGCCGCGCGACCUGUGCGCGCGGCCGCACACGCUGCUGCUGGAGACGCGCGUGCCCGCCGGCCUGCUCGUGCCCGACGCCGGCUCCCUCGUGUACUUCAGGCGCCCCGACGGCGCCGUGCUCCGGAGGCACCUGCUGGCGGCCGACACUGCUAAGGAUAGAGAUGAGUGGUUGGACUGUCUCAAUAAAGCGCUCGAGUAUGUCAGGUGCUGUCCUGAUGAUGAAUAGAUAUAACCUCUAGUUUAACAUCUGUAUAGUUUUAGUAGCAGAUUGGUACUCUAGUGUAUUUCAAACGUUCUGAUAAUACCGUAGUUGAGACAUGCUAGCGGUUGAUAGGACGAAAUAUAGAGAUGAGUACUUGGAGUGUCUUAAUAAGACGCUUGAGUACGUCAGAUGCUGUGUCGAUGAAUAGACUGUAUAACCUCUAUACUCUAUAUCUUUAGGUAUUUAAAUAAAAGUAAACAAAGAAUUUGUAAAUUUUCGGGUAGUUAUAGCAUUUAUUAGUUAUACCAACGAAAUAUAAAGCCGCCUAGAUCUAUCAUUGCACGACCUGACUUUAACAUACAUUAUUUGAUCAUGUAAUGUUUUCAUCUACCCUCAACUGGCUUAAGGAGCCAUUUGAAGGUAGAUUUUAUUUAGUUUUAUUUAAAUACCUAAAGAUAUCGAGUAUAGAUUAUGCUCUGUAAACUUAUGGUACCAGAUUCUAGGUAGAAUGUACUGUAACCGAUCCGAUGGUACCGUGGUCAGGAGGCAUUUGCAAGCGGCUGGUACGACGAAAAAUAGGGAUGAGUGGCUGAAGUGUCCUAAUAAAGCACUUGAGCAUGUUAGAUGCUGUCCUGAUGAUGAAUAUGGAGUUUAUAUAGUUUUUAUCUUAGUUUAAGCUUUGUAUGUUCAUGGUACCAGAUUAAAGCUCUCUAUACUUCAAAAGGCCUGAAGUACCAUAGUCAGGAGACAUGAACUAGCUUUUAUAUCAACGUGUAGCUUAAGCUUUGCAUCAUUACUCUCCUUACGUGAUUCACACAACACACAUUCUGAUGAUCCGUUAAGACUGUUGUACAGUCGAGUUCAUAAAUAUAUAUACAUUUCUUCACCUUAAUCCAAUAAGGUGAAAAAUGUAUACAUAUUUAUGAACUCGACUGUACCAAGCGUAUUUUUGUUAUAUCGGGUGUGUGCAUUGCAUUGCUUAUAUUACUUUAUAUAUCGUUUUAACAUAAUAAUAUAAUGACGAGGCCUUGGUGCCUGACAGCAUGGCAAUCUACAAUCUACUUAUACACAAACAUAAUAUACCAACGAACAUAAUACACAUACACACACACACACACACACGCUCAACUGGAUUCGCUACAUUUUAGUAAGCUUAAACAAUAGUAUAUAAAAUAUUUCACUUAAUAGCAUCACAGGUUAGAUCAAUUUUUUUUUGUAAAUUAUUUAAAUAAGUCUCUUUUCAAUAAUUAUUGACUAAAAUAAUCUAUAAAGUGUCUGAUUGUGUUAACUAUGCGCGCGUCCAGCCGUUUGAAUACUCGUAACUGUGUUGGCUACCUACAGGACAGGCUUUGCCUAGUGUAGGAACCAUGUAGAAUUUAGUCCUUGUUUAUGUUAUUCGAGUACCUGCUUAUCUCUUAUGCCUAAUAUUUAUGCCCAUUAUCAAUCCAUGUACUGAAAUAAAUAAAUACUUUACUUUACUUUACUUUACAAUAUUGAUCAAAAUAUUAAAAGACAUUAAACUCUCUUAUUGCUACUACAAAAUAUUUAACACAUUCUCCAAUAUCUUCAUUCCCCUAACACUAUUAGUUUUAAUAUUUCUCUAAAGUGUACUUGAAAUAGCUAAAGUUAGCUAUAGUGAAGUUUUGACGAUUUUGUUCUCUGCCGACUGUAUCAAUAUACUGUAAAAUACAACUAACAACUUUAUAAGUAACAUUUAAAAUAUAUAAUGAAUGUUUAAUUUUUAAUAUGAUAUUAAUUUAUGUUUUUUACUUUCACGCCUAUGAAAUAUUCAUAAUGUUAAUCAUUUUAAAUUAAUGUAUUACAAUUCAUACUUUACGCUAGUACCUAAUCUUAUGUCUAGGGGUCAAAUAUAAUUAUUUAGACUGAUAUAUAAAAAUAGUACAAUAUCCAUAGAAAUAAAUUAAUGGAUUCAAUGUUGGUCCUUGGCAAUAGUAUGUUGACUUACACAAUUGUUAAAUAAUAUUACUUAAAAAUAAUUUUGCAGAAAUUCUCAAAUAAUUAUUUUAGUGCAUAUUCAUGUUUUAACGAAACGUUUCAAGAUACCAUAAAUUAUAAUUUAAUAUCCUAUACGUGACAUCACUUACCUGACAUGGUUCCGUACUUAAGGUCAGCACACAGUACCUUUGGGACUUAGAUUUUAUUAUGGUAAAGUAUUAUCUAUAGGGACCAUAAUAUUCAACAUUAGGUUAGUGGUAUUUGAUGCUUUUAAAAAGGUUCUUAAGGGGUUAUUUUAUUAUCUUAUAUAACAAAUAUCUAUAAACCAUGUAACUUUAUCACGAGCGCAAAUAUGUUUGGCCAAAACUGUACAUAAACAGAUUUUUUAUUAAUUUCGUCGAGGAAGACCGCGACUUGCAAAUUACACAUCUUAAAUAUAUUUUUAAUUUGUCAUACUCUGAAAGAGGGUCAUUGUUGUUCUAAAAACUGUGCAGAAAGUGAUACGGUUCUGCACUAGAGCAUUUCAAUUUCCAAAUACGAUUUUCUCAUCAAAAUAUACUGAGACAUGUUUAAAAUAUGUACGUAUUCGAGAUGAAAUAUAGAGUGUUUAACUCGGGCGAACGGCAUAAUUUCAGCCUCGAACUAUUGGCGCACUGAUUCGAGCGCCAAAUGACCUCGGCAGAAAUGAGUGCCUUUCAUCCCUUGGUUAACAAUCUACUAUUAAUUCAGUUUUAAACAAGAAAAACCUAAUUAUUAAUAAGGUCGAUUCGGGUGUAUGUGUCUGCGGGGUAAGUGUGGCUGACCUUCACAUUGGGGCCUGUUUACACAUUGAUUCGUUUUUAUUGCGAAUACUAAACGCAAAUAGCAAAUGUAUGAACUCGAAAUAUGCAUUUACACGUAUGCCACACUUACCCUUUUUGUCCUUACAUAUUUUUUUAUUAACAUCUGCCCACAACGUCAUUCGCUUUGAAUUUAUUUAAUUGCACUCCCAUUCCUCGUUUGUUUUUUCUGUACCAAAUUUUACCCUAUUUCACCCCUUUAAGGAAUAAUGUUUGAUAGGAGAAGUAUCUAAUAUGUUAAAUCAAUUUGAGGUUAUGUUUAUACAAAGAAAUACAUCCAUAGUUAUUUAUAGUUCUGACCAAACAUAUUACUUUAUAUUUAUAUUUGAUAUAAUGUAUAAUUUGCUAGUUAUUAUAAUUUCUUAUUUAACCCACAAUUUAAACCACCUAUUAACAAUUUUAUUAAUAGUAUUUUUUUUAGGAUUAGUUAUGUUAUAGACGUGCACAACCGUGUGUUUAAUAUAAUGCAUUAUAUUCACGAGUGUAAUAUAUAACGAUAUACGCAUUUGUAUAUAAAAUCAAUUUAUGCAAUAAAAUGUAUUUAAGUUUUAAA
Cydia pomonella (codling moth) is the source of this 7483-nucleotide messenger RNA. RefSeq names its product anillin (gene scra). The record is from RefSeq and is a predicted model, not a curated record. The coding region runs from base 341 to 4159 and encodes 1272 amino acids. Gene Ontology annotation, cellular component: actomyosin contractile ring. Gene Ontology annotation, biological process: actomyosin contractile ring assembly; mitotic cytokinesis; septin ring organization. The transcript is spliced from 21 exons. NCBI's taxonomy places the organism in Eukaryota, Metazoa, Arthropoda, Insecta, Lepidoptera, Tortricidae.